GACGGCAUCACGGCUCUGGCAAGCCGCCCAACAACACGGUUGUGCCCAUACAAAGUCGCACGAGGAGCCCCCGAGCCUCGUCCGCCCAGCGCUGUCACGUGCACAUCUGACAGCAGAUCCCGCCCCUUCUGGGUCCGCCCCAAGAUAACGGCCGUGGCUCCUUCUUGGCUUGCAGCCUACCACGCUGAGCUAGCGCCGACCGCCAAGAAAGACCGUGGAGCACCGGGCCCAAACAGAGACCGUCCUACCCGCCCACAUGCCGUCCGGCGGGAAUGCCCCUUCUCUUACAAAAGGAAUGGCACGCCGCAGACCGAAUCUCGCUGUGGCUUCUGGGCGACAAGAACGCUCCCAGGGGCAGCCUAGGAUGGGGCGCGACUGGCGUUUUGCUACCCGGACACCUUAAAGACAUCGCGCACUUUUGAUACGCAACGAAAGUCGACGAGAUACAUGCACCUGCCCACCUAGGUACCUACUUGAUAGCCUGUCCCUUACCAAGCCUUCCAGGGCCUGUUUCCUUUCGCCCUUUCUGUACGGCCGAGCUGAAAGGAGAUGACCAAGGGGGAAGUGAAAGACGACCACCGAAACCGGAAAGCCCCGAUUCAUCGCAUGCACGUGCUCCGGCGCGAGAGGGAUCUGCAUACCUGCUUGGUUAGGCACUAUUCCAGAAGUCCACAUCCCCGUCGCCGUCGCCGCCAGCCCUAUGAGCUUGUCACGAUGGACGCCAGCCCGCGUUGCCAGUCGCAGCGCCGCCUCGUGUUUUGAAGCGCUGGCGCGCGCCUGUCUCUUCGUGCUAGCUCUCACCGUGACGGCGCACUUUCUACUCGGCGGCCACGCCGAUCCUCAACGAUGUGGCGCCCUUCUUUCGCAUGGCUCGUGGCCCGCCCACGACACCUUGGCCAGCUGGCGGGACUGGUUCGACCGCUGGGAGCCCCGCGGCUGCCGCAUGCACGAGUACUCGCGCGACGACUUUAGUGACUGUCUCGCCGGCCGCCGUCUCGUCUUCGUUGGGGAUUCCACCAUGCGCCAGCUCUUCCUGGCCGCCGCCAAACGCCUCGAUCCUGUCCGCGCCGACGAGGAACGGAUGCGCGCCUUCGUCUCAGACAACCCCCGGCACGACAUCGACGUGGCUAUCCACGGCGUCCGAUUUAUCUUCAUCUAUGAUCCUUGGCUCAACUCGACAGGUCUCGCCCAGGAACUAGGCGACUUCCGCCCGGGGCCCGGCGGAGACUCGUCCGGCUCCGCUGCGCUGCUGAUGGUUGGUGCCCCCGGGCUGUGGGCUGCCCGCAACGGUGGGGAUGACUAUCUGGACCUGUUCCAGCGCGGCAUCGACACCGUCAGACCCUAUCUGGCGGACCCCAUCGAACCUGCGAGCGCUAGCCCGGAUGUCAGCUACCGAGACCUCAAGAAUCAUGUCCUGAUAGCUCCCGUGCAAGUGCCCCGCUACAGGAAGCUGUCCCCCGCUCGCGCCGAAGUCCUGACCCCCUCCAAGAUCAGAGAGAUGAACGGCUACCUCGCGUCGCUGCCGCGCCCCGCGUCCUCGCGUGUCGUCUUCGCAUACAACCAAAUGACGCGUCCUGGCACCCGCCGCGCCUUCGAAGACACGGGCUUGCAUGUCAGGGAGGCCUUGACCGAGCGCAAGAUCGAUAUUGCCCUCAAUCUGCGUUGCAACCAGGGACUCGUACGCCGGCAGCCCCACGUAAAUCGCGAGACGUGCUGUGUCUCGUAUCCCACCCUGGCCCGUGGCCAGCGCCUGACUCUCUUCAUCCUCGCCAUUUCCGCCCUGCCGGUUGCCUUUAGCUUACUGCUCGCCUUGCGUGGCGCCUCGCUCUCGCGGGGCCUCUCGUCAUCGGACGGCCAUCUUCGCCAGGCCCUCGGUGUGAUUUCCGUCGUGGUACUCUACUGCUAUACUGCUGACCGCACUCAGCUUUUCCCCAAGGCUGGGAAGCGCCUCAGCAUCACGGGGCUCGUGACUGGGCUAGGGACUGUCGCCGCUCUCAGUGCAUUUUCCUUGCGGAAAAGGGGCCAGACCCGUGGCCAGAACUCAGCCGGGAGAAACAAGCCAGCCUCUACCGCGACUCUCGCUUUGAGAUCGUCAGGAUCCUCCGCAAGAGCGAUGCCUGGAUCUCCGCAAUACAACGAGAACACAGUCUUUCUACCACGCGAGGUUUCGGACGAAUGGAAAGGCUGGAUGCAGGCCCUGGUGCUUAUGCUGUCCUUCCAAGAGCUAUCGGACCAGCCUUGGGCGUACAAGCUCUUUCGCCUCAUCUCAGCCGCCUAUCUGUUCAUCUGCACAUAUGGGCACGCCAUGUAUCUGCUGCGAACCUGCGACUAUUCGCUGCGGCGCGUUGCCACCGUUGUCUGGCGCCUCAACGCUCUCCCCUUCAUCGUGUCCAUGGCGGUGGGUUCCGACGGGACCUUGUAUCACUUUCCGCGCCUCGCCAGCUUCUGGUUCUUCAUCACCUGGUUGACCUUGCGGAUCGGCUGGCGGCGCUUCAACGGCUCACCCAGCAUCCUCAUCCUCAAAGUCUUUGCUGCGGCCUUCUUCACUACAGUGCUGUUCAGUUCCAGGGCGCCUUUUGGGUUUCUCGGCCGUGUGCUGGCGACGAUGGCGCCCGGCAUCAUCUACAACGCUGAUGUUGUUCUCUGGGAGCUCUCAAUGGACCGCUUUGUGCCGCAUCUCGGCCUCCUUUUUGCCGUGCUGACCUAUCGUGCCAACGUCAUAAAGUUGGCUUAUGCGAGGCGUCAGGUCGCCCAGGCGCACAUCCGCUCACCCCUGCCCGGGACCCCCAUGUCCGUCCCCGGCCAGCCGAGGCCGAAACUACUCCGGGAGCGCGGACCCCCGGCGGCGGCAGCCAUGGCGGCUGCGGGCUCCAACAACACCGUCGACUGGGCCCUCGCGUCGUUCCUGUUCCCGGACGAGGCUCUCGCGCCCAUAUACCCGGGACUGCUCGCGCUCGCGUUUCUGAACAUUCCGCUGUUCUUCCUCGAGACCCAGCUCAGCUCCGGCUGGUUCCAGGACCGGGCCCUGUACGACGCCGUCCACCCUUACAUAUCCUGCGCCCCCGUGGCCACGUACGCGCUCCUCCGAGGAGGCUCGUACGCGCCCAUGCGCCGCGCGCACCUAGCGCUGCCGGCCGCCCUGGGCCGCGUCGCCCUCGAGUCGCACGUGCUGCACCGCCACGUCUGGCUGGCCGGCGACGGGUCCGGCCUGCUCCGCAUCGGCCUGGCGUGGUCGCGCGGCGUGCCUGCCGGCGGCCCCGUCCGCCCCGGCGCCCACGGCGGCGGGGGCGGUGGUGGCGGGUGGAUUGCCCAGACGGGCUGGAGGCUGGAGACGCUCGUCGUGACCGUGGUCUUUCUCUGGGUCUGCUGGCGCGCCAGGACCGCGGCCGAGACGCUAGGGAGGUGGGCGCUUGGCGGCGGCGGCGGCGGUGGCGACAAUCAUUCGGCCCCUCUUCCCGACGGCGAUCUCGAGAGCGGCUCGGACGGCGCCGACGGGCGCUCCUACAGACUCGACACGCUCGAUCCGGGCCUACCCGGCCUCCGCGAGCCGAGCCCAGCAAGGUACAGGCAUGAACACCAGCCCGGCCAGCUGCGAAAGGACCACCCGGGCGACCAACAGGGGGCGGGCAGGGCCAAGGGCUUACGGCAGGACCCUAGGCUUCGAGUGGCCGUGUUGCUGCUGGUGGCCUGGGUGAGCAACCUGAUAUACAAGUAGCAAGAGAGAGAUACGAGGGCAGAAACGGCAAGGUGGGAAAGAAAUACGGACAUGUCUGCACAUUAAACGAUGCAGCUGUUAAAAAUAGGGAGGCAGAGGCUGGGUGGCGAUGACUUCUCUGCAGCGGCAGAGAGAUAAAUGGCCAUGAUAUGUCAGGCUCUGCAAUAAAUUCCACGAGUUCUUCAUGAUUUGCGACUAUCUGAGCCCCAGGGCUUUGGGUUGGGUUGGCUUGGUCCGUUCCCGAGGGCUGUCAGGUCAAGCAGCGCCGCAGCCCCGUCUUCUCCUCUGCGGACGAGCCCUCCCCCGAGUUACCCUGCACGUCCGGUCACAUCACCACAUCACAGUCUUCCUCGAGGCGGACAAAACCAAGGUGUUGAUGUGAAAGGGGGGGGGGGGAUGCCGAGGUCUUGUAAGUGAUUGACAAGAGCAAGUGCUGGUAGAUCUUUUCCAUAGUCGCGUUUUCAUUGUCCGAUGCAUCGAUCUGCUCUCUAG
This is a messenger RNA of Gaeumannomyces tritici R3-111a-1, 4207 nucleotides long. RefSeq lists its product as hypothetical. Bases 701 to 3715 code for a protein of 1004 amino acids. The transcript has 3 exons. The record is from RefSeq and is a predicted model, not a curated record. Lineage: Eukaryota; Fungi; Ascomycota; Sordariomycetes; Magnaporthales; Magnaporthaceae.